AUGGCUUCAAAUGCCUCAGAAGCUGGAAGUCCAAUUGUUAGUGGAGGUGAUGAGACCAUUGGUACUACUUCUACACAUACUGGGGGAUCCCAGUCUGAGCUUCCCAAUCCCACUAAUGAUAGUGGUAAUGGUGCUGCUGCAGCACCUACUGGUGUAAUGGAGAGUGAACGACCAACACGUUCUAAUGAUACUGAUAUUCUUGAUUCAAGUGGGCUUAAGAGUGAUGUUUGGCCGCAUUUCAAGAGGAUUUUGAAAGAUGGGGUUGUCAGAGCCGAAUGCAUACGAUGUAAGAAUAUCAGUAUCAUUAGAUGGCUUGGAAACAAUUGA
Molecule: messenger RNA, 327 nt
Organism: Linum trigynum
Lineage: Eukaryota; Viridiplantae; Streptophyta; Magnoliopsida; Malpighiales; Linaceae
Source: the annotation of a GenBank genome assembly